Molecule: messenger RNA, 3032 nt
Organism: Oncorhynchus gorbuscha (pink salmon)
Lineage: Eukaryota; Metazoa; Chordata; Actinopteri; Salmoniformes; Salmonidae
Exons: 16
Source: RefSeq, a predicted model, not a curated record
UGUGUGUGUGUGUGUGUGUAGGGGGAUGGUGUCUAGUGUUGUUGGUCAGUGUGUGUCUGUGAGCAGAGUGUCACCCAGGCAGUGUGAUGAUGGACAGACCGGACGACGACGACGUUAUCGUCCUGGCCAGCUUCAACAUCCACCGCAGCCAAGGUCGUCGGGCGCGCAGGAGGAACUUCAUCACCAUAUCAGAUGACUCUGACGAGGAGCCGGUUCCUCUGGACCCCAACAGUCCUGUCCUGGUUUCUGACAAACCUGACGAUGAUGAUGAUGUCAGCAUACUAGAGCCCCUGAAUCCUGCCCGGCGACAUGUGAUUCGUCCAGCAGCACUGUGGGGUGUGGCCUCUGAAGGCGAUGGACCAAUCAUAGAGCUAAAAGAGGUUGACGGUCAUCGGACUGCACCCCUUCCAUCCACCUCACAGUCCAGAGACGCCUCGGCCCCAUCCACCUCACAGUACAGAGACACUUCCGCCCCAUCAACCUCACAGUACAGAGACACUUCCGCCCCAUCAACCUCACAGUACAGAGACACUUCCGCCCCAUCAACCUCACAGUACAGAGACCGAGACGCCUCGGCCCCAUCCACCUCACAGUACAGAGACCGAGACGCCUCCGCCCCAUCCACCUCACAGUACAGAGACACUUCCGCCCCAUCAACCUCACAGUACAGAGACCGAGACGCCUCGGCCCCAUCCACCUCACAGUACAGAGACCGAGACGCCCCAUCCACCUCACAGUACAGAGACCGAGACGCCUCGGCCCCAUCCACCUCACAGUACAGAGACGCCUCGGCCCCAUCCACCUCACAGUACAGAGACGCUCGGCCCCAUCCACCUCACAGUACAGAGACACUUCCGCCCCAUCCACCUCACAGUACAGAGACGGAGACGCUCCGCCCCCAUCCACCUCGCAGUACAGAGACCCUCCGCCCCAUCCACCUCGCAGUACAGAGACCCUCCGCCCCAUCCACCUCACAGUACAAAGACACCUCCGCCCAUCCACCUCACAGUACAGAGACCGAGACGCCUCGGCCCCAUCCACCUCACAGUACAGAGACCGAGACGCCUCCGCCCCAUCCACCUCACAGUACAGAGACCGAGACGCCUCCGCCCCAUCCACCUCACAGUUCAGCCCCUGCACCUCCUCAGCCCCAUGCCCGGCCCCGAUCCCCCCAACAGCAGCUCCACCCUGGACCCCUCAACCAGCCUCCCCUUUCCCCCCAGGCUCUCCUCCUAACCCAAGCCUUCCAGAUCCAACAACCCAGAUCCCUUCAUCCCCAACCUGUUCCCCAGGUCGCUCCCCAGCCCGUGCCUGCUCCCCAGCGGUGUCCUGCGGGCCCCUGUGGCGUCCCUGCGCCCGCCGUGCUGAUAGCUGCUGCCCCCCAGCGGUGUCCUGCGGGCCCCUGUGGCGUCCCUGCCCCCGCCGUGCUGAUAGCUGCUGCCCCCGAGCGUCUGGGUCUCCCAGAGACCGGCCAUCGCAUCACCCUGGGCAGCCAGACUCUUGGGGGCCUUAACCCCCAGUCCGGAGGCCCGCUGCUGACACACGACCGCCCUCUGUCCCUGGAGCCACAGGUGGUAGUUGUGGUCAACCGGCCGGCCACUCAACCUCCCCUCCCCAUCCCGGCUCUCGCUGUUCCCCUGAACCCUAACCCCAUAGUCCCAGCCCCUGUCGUCCCCAGGACAGCGGAGGAGAGGGCAGGUCCCUCAGAAGACCAACAGGAAGUCCAGGGACCAGAGACACCUCAGCUGCAGCCCCACGUCAGAGCACUGGUCAGAGGAGUGGUGGAUCUGUUUCCUGAUGUCCAGGAGAACUAUGUAGCAGAACUGAUCCAGACCAAUGACCUGAAAGACCUCAAUGUUAUCUGUAACAUGUUGCUGGAGAACCCAGCCUUCCCUCAGAGAGAGAGUUCAGCCGCCGCGGCUCAGAGCAGCAUGCUACUGGAACCCUGCAACGACAACUCACAGUCUGUAGAGGACCUGUUUGACUACGGGUCGUUAGGUCAGGUGGGUUCUGAGGCGGCGAUGCAGGCAGCUGACCUCUUGAUGGGAGACUUCAGGAUGAUUUCCUGUCAGGACAUCAAAUGGAGCCUCAACGCCAUGAAGGGGCACUACGCAAUCACACGCAAGGCCUUAUGUGAAGCGGUGAAGCAGUUUCAAGACUCUGAGUCGUUAGAGAAGAGACGACCCAGGAGACAGACUGCAGAACGCUGCUAUAUAGACUUCAAGUAUCAGCAUGGUUCGGUGAAGUUGGAGAGGAGGAUGUACUUCCUGGAGAAGAACCGUCGCGGCUGCAGGACGUACGGAGCGGCUCUGGACCCCUCGCUACAGAGGGAGAUCACCUUCUAUCAGCAGAAAGCCAAGGAGCAUGCUGAGCAUGAAGACUUCCUGCUGGCUCUGCAGGUUAAUGAGGAGGAGUAUGAGAAGGACGGACAGCUGAUAGAGUGUGGGUGUUGCUGUGGGGACUUUGCCUUCGAGAAGAUGACCCAGUGUUCAGAUGGACAUCUCUUCUGUAAAGAAUGUCUGGUUAAAUAUGCCGAGGAGGCCGUGUUCGGGUCGGGACAGUCCUCUCUCAGCUGUAUGGAAGACAAGCUGAAGAGGCCGUGGCCGCCACCUGCGCCGACAGAACUAGUACGUUGUCCGUCCUGUAACUUCCCAGCGUUGUUGGAUAAAGGAGUGUCGCUGUUCAGCUGUCCCAACCCUCGCUGUCGGAAGGAGAGCUGCAGGAAGUGCCGUGUCCAGUGGAAGGAGCAUGCUGGGAAGUCAUGUGACCAGGUCAUGGAACGAGAUGAGAUACGCAUGAGGGUGGCCUUUGAGGAGCGGAUGACAGCAGCUCGGGUCAGGAAGUGCGUGAAGUGUGGAACAGGUCUGGUGAAGUCCGAGGGAUGUAACAGGAUGUGGUGUCGUUGUGGAAGCUACAUGUGUUACCUGUGCCGAGAGCCAAUCAGUGGAUACAACCACUUCUGUCAGCACGCCCGUUCCCCUGGCGCUCCCUGUAGGCACUGCCGCAAGUGCUCUCUCUGGACAGACCCCACG